Molecule: messenger RNA, 1233 nt
Organism: Penaeus vannamei (Pacific white shrimp)
Lineage: Eukaryota; Metazoa; Arthropoda; Malacostraca; Decapoda; Penaeidae
Product: WW domain-binding protein 4
Biological process (GO): mRNA splicing, via spliceosome
Cellular component (GO): nucleus; precatalytic spliceosome
Molecular function (GO): RNA binding; zinc ion binding; protein binding
Source: RefSeq, a predicted model, not a curated record
UUCAUAAACUUAGAAAAAGAAAGAGAAGUCAAAUCAGAAUUUAGAUUGAUAUUUGUAAACAAGAUUGUCAAUUGAAGGAGAAACUCGUGAAAUUCGUAAUAAUUCUUCUACCUACUGAAUCAUGUCUGAGUACUGGAAGUCAAACCCAAGGAAGUUUUGUGACUUCUGUAAAUGCUGGAUAGCAGACAACAAACCUAGUGUCGAAUUCCACGAGAGAGGAAAGCGGCACAAAGAAAAUGUGCAAAUACGGCUGGCCGAGAUGGGGAAAAAGGGACGGGAAGACUUUGAGGCCAAGCAAAAUGAAGUUGAUUUUCUCAAAUCAAUGGAAGAGGCAGCAUUGAAGGCAUACAAAAACGACAUUGAGCAGAAUCCCGACAUGACUGGAACCAAAAUAAGUGAAAUUGCCACAGCUAGUAAUGCAGAAAUUGUCAUCAAGAAUAAAAAGACAGAAUCAAAAAGCAGUGAUAAAAAAGAAUCAUCUGUAAUCAAGAACUGGUAUGAAGCAAAGUCACCAGAAGGUUACACUUAUUACUGGCACAUUGGAACAGGAGAAUCAAAAUGGGAGGCUCCAGAAGAAGGUUACUUAUCCAUAGAAGAACAGGAAAAAUUGAGCACCAAGAGUGGCAAGGGAUCAGAGAACACUACUUCAGCUUCCGCCUCUCUUCCUUGUGGUCCAGUUCAGAAAGCAGAAGCCUUUAGCUCGUGGAAAAGAGUUGAAAAGGAACCAGCUAAGCAGAUUGAUUACCAGUUACCAGAGCUACCUGAAAAUGAAUACUAUGGUCCAGAGCUUUCCUUCAAGCAACAGGAAUCAACCUUUAAGGAGAAGACCGUGACUCUCUCAGCAAAAGACAGAAGCAGUGGGGAAAACGUAGGAUUCAAGAAGAGGAGAGCAGCUGACGACAUGAAAAAGAAUAUGAGACGGAGAACAGAUGAUUUAUAGUUGCUUCUUCCACCCCCCCCCCCUCCCCUUUUUCUUUUCUUUUUCUCUCUCUUUCAUUUUAGUGAUUUUAUUGUAAUUUUUUUCCAUGCUGUUUGGUCAUUAGUGUGCUCUUUCUUUUUGUUUCUUCUAUCAUGCCUCUAUGCGAUUUUCCAUUUUUUCCAUUUAGUAUUUUCUCUUCAAUAUUCCCCUUCUUUUUCAGUUUCUCUCAGACUCUAUCUUUUAAUAAACUAGCCUAUUAUGCGAUGGUUAAAGAGAGACACAUUGUAAUUUUUAAUAAAAGCCUUAUUGAUAUU